CCGCUGCUGCUGCUCCUGGCGCUGGGACACACGUGGAGCUACCGCGAGGAGCCUGAGAACAGCGACAGAGAAGUCUGCUCAGAAAACAAAAUCGCCACGACCAAAUACCCGUGUCUGAAGGCCUCGGGCGAGCUCACCACGUGUUUCAGGAAAAAGUGCUGCAAAGGGUAUAAAUUUGUUCUCGGACAAUGCAUCCCAGAAGAUUAUGAUGUGUGUGCCGAGGCCCCCUGUGAGCAGCAGUGCACAGAUAACUUCGGCCGCGUGCUGUGUACUUGUUACCCGGGAUACCGCUAUGACCGUGACAGACACCGGAAACGGGAGAAGCCCUACUGCCUGGAUAUCGACGAGUGUGCCACCAGCAACGAGACUCUGUGUGCACACAUCUGUGUCAACACCUUGGGCAGCUACCGCUGUGAAUGCCGGGAGGGCUACAUCCAGGAGGACGACGGGAGGACAUGCAUCAAGGGAGACAAAUACCCCAAUGACACUGGGCACGAUGAGAAGGCUGAGAACGCGGUGAGAGCUGGAACCUGCUGUGCUUCAUGCAAGGAGUUUCACCAGAUGAAGCAGACGGUGCUGCAGCUGAAGCAAAAGAUCGCCCUGCUCCCCAACAGUGCUGUUGACCUGGGCAAGUACAACACUGGUGACAAGGUGCUGGCCUCGAACGCCUACCUUCCAGGGCCUCCUGGCCUGCCUGGGGGUCAGGGCCCUCCUGGCUCACCAGGACCAAAGGGCAGCCCAGGCUUCCCGGGUAUGCCGGGCCCUCCUGGGCAGCCGGGCCCACGGGGCUCAAUGGGACCCAUGGGACCAUCUCCUGAUCUGUCCCACAUUAAGCAAGGCCGGAGGGGCCCUGUGGGCCCACCAGGUGCACCAGGAAGAGAUGGCUCUAAGGGGGAGAGAGGAGCUCCUGGACCCCGAGGGUCUCCGGGGCCGCCUGGUUCUUUCGACUUCCUUCUGCUGAUCCUGGCUGACAUCCGCAACGACAUCGCCGAACUGCAGGAGAAGGUAUUCCGGCACCAGACUCACUCUUCCCACUCUUCAGCAGAGGAGUUUUUACCUCAGGAAUUUGCCAGCCAUCCGGAGACCAUGGACUUGGGCUCUGGAGACGACUACUCGAAGGGGACUGAGACAAGAGACGUGGGGACCCCCAGGGACUUUUAUCCUUAGCACAUGCCAGCAGCUUCAUGCCAGAGGAAGAGAAGUUUUCACACCUGCAGUUAAAUCAUCUAAAGAGAAGACAAGAAAACAAAACCCACCACUGGAGACCUAGACAAGAUACAUUUUAAUGAUCUUUGCUCUUUUCCUGCCUUCUCCCUACUUUUUUUCUCCCAAAUACUAUUUUCAUAGGCCCCUACUAGAGGUACUGGUUAUAUGAGGGAGUAAAUGAUUGGUUUAUAUACCUCCCUCUGAGAGCAGUUGACAUUGGAACUGCUCUUUUAUUUAUUUAUAUUUUUUGGAACUUUUGGGUUUCUGAGUUAAAUAUUCUCACAGUAUCUUAAAUUUGACAGAAUAAAAGGGAAAAGUGGCAAGGUGACCUCCAAGAAAUGUUAGGUUACUUAUUUAAAAAAUUAGACAUGUGUCCAAAGGAGACUAUUACUCCUCAAUAUCAAAAUAAGGCUCUUCAAUGAAAAGGUCAAGACAACAGUGUAUAUUUACUUUGGUGGAUAAUUCUUUGUCCUUGUUGAUCUAAUAGAUAUUCAAUAUUCUAGCCUCUUGUCCAACCUCACUUCCCAAAUUCAAUUAAAGAUAGGAGAGAGUGAAGAAAGAACAGUUAGGGAAGAUGGAGAAAAUUAGUCAUAAUAUUUACUGCUAUAUAGGUUGCUACAUUCUAAAUUCAAAUACAACUAUUAAAUGUUCAUGCCAUGCUUGUCUAUAAGUAUCCUCCUCAGAAAAGGAAGUUACCUAGAUGUAGGACUAAGUCCUCUUUUCAAAAAAGAGAAGUAAAUAAAGCGCCCUGAUUCACAUUAGGACAAUGGGUUCCUGUUUUGCCAGGACAUUUUAGAGCUGUUUGAUCAAACGAGUGGGCCUGUUCAGUAAAUCACAGAUUAUUGGUUGAACAAAGGUGGAUGACCCUUAGAGAGAGUUGCAGAAAUUCCCAGGCUCUGACUGGGUGCCCAUUGAAAAAACAGAGGUGCCAUUAGGCUAUGAUUCAGGUUGGGUCGAUGCACAAUGGGACUCAGGGCUAGAAGGAGGUAGCUGGCUCAGGUUGUUGACUAGGGAGAAGGGGAACCUCGGGCAGGGACCCCACUAACCACAGAGACAAGUAUUUUGCUCUCCUCGGGGAUUAGAAGUCCUCAUCUGGGGCCAGCCAAGCUUGCCAGUAUAGAGAAUUAUAUACUAUUGAAAGUUCUAGAUGUGGAAGGGGAAAAAAAACAAACAGUGUGGCAGAAAUUUCCUUCCCACUAGUCCCUUUUUUUCUUAAUUGUCCAUAAUUUAGUUCAAGUUCCAGAUGUUGCAGGCCUUUCCGUUCCCAGCCAAUGCUGAAGGCCUUGGGAAAGGGGUAUAUUCCCCCCUCCAUUCCGUCAGUGUUUGCUUGUACACCUCUGGGCCCCAUGGGAAGCAGGCUCUGGAGCAGGCUUUCUCUGGAUCCACAGAGGCAGGAGCAAGAGGAUGUGCUCCCAAGGACCAGCAGGAUUGACUUCUCCCUUGUAUUGUUGGGGAACCACUUAGCUUUGAGGGCAGCGUGCAGGUUUCUUGAAGUACAAGUUCUCAUUUGACACACGGACUGGCUUUUCAUUCACCUGGCCAGGAGCCCUUCACCCUUACAGUGAACCUCACCAGUUAUCCUGCCACAGCUCCUGUUUGCUUGUGUUGGGGUUUCCAUUUCCCAUCCUAUAUGAUUUCCCCCCAUAUUUCUGGGAGAUUCAUGUUCAGUUUUCUUUUCCCAUCAUUUAACUCUCUUCCUGGGAAACUUGUUUCAAGAGAACCACUGUUGGUGUUUGCACGCCAACAUUCCAGCUUGCUUCAGGUUGAUGGACCGGGCUUCUGUUUGCGAAUCUCAAGGGACAGCAGCCUUCCCUCCCAUCAUUAGAAACUCGGGACUCCAGUCAGUCAGCCAACGGCCGAGUUUUUCACAAACAUGUCCGUGCUUCUUCCUUGUGCAAAAUUCCCAAGGACUGUCCACCAGAAUGUCACAGCUGAAAGCCACACAUUCCCAACGCUCCUCUCCUAGCACUUCCCUUCCCUCUCCAGCCUCGCCAGCACGGGUUUACGAGGCAAUGAACUGAGCAGCCGUUGCUUCGCAUCUGGAAUAUAUGUAAUGUUCGCCUGCUUGUGGAGUACAGUAUUUAAAGGGUGUGGGUGGAUGAAUGCUAAAGAAAAUUGUGCACAAGCUCUAUGAGAAAUUAUUAGGUCUGUCUUUGAUGUGUUUUUAAUGAGGAAUUUUAUUACCUUUUCUUUUAACAGUGAACUGUGUUUAGAACUAUAAUCUUCUUUAUUGUUAAAUGCUCAUAAAAUGCAAGCAAACUGCAUGUUGGACAUGCAGAAGCUAGGAUAAAUAUAUUAAAAGCAUGAACUGAUGAUAGUAAUAUCUUGGAUUCAUGAGACUAUUCUAGAUAAUAUUCUCCAGCAAAACACACAAUAACCUCUAUUUUAUCAUCUCAGUCUGCUGGAUCAGGUCAGUUUAUAAAAUAAUUUUUCAUCCUUGGAUUUUCAGAAGUUGGACUAGGACCACAGGACUAAAUAUGCACUCUGGAUGCCCAAAUUAUAUUUUUCAAAGAUAAGACAUAAUAAGGCACUAUUAUUUCUAAUGUAUCUUUCAGUUAUGGAUAGAAAACCAAAGCUUCGCUAAUCUAAACAGGCCAGCUGCUCAAAACCGAAUGGAAAAGCCACUUUGGGGAUAAAAUUUGCUACAGUUUUGCUAAACCGCUUCAUGGUUCAAGGGGGAAAGGGUCUUUGUAACCUCUUCAACCCGCCAGCAGAAAUGUCGACUUCCAUGUUAUGCACCCUGAUAACUAGGACUUGUGAAUAGGACCUAAAUAGAUUGCUUCUGUUUCGGGACAGCAAUGGGAAUAAAAAUCUGCUAUUGGAAAUAGUGCAGGGAAGGCGAACAUUUUAGUUUGGGAAUAUCUCCCUCCCUUCCUAGUUCCAGAGAAAGAAAUGAUAAGCUUACUAUGCCAAAGGGCUUGCGGGGUACAGAGGGAAUGCUGUCUUCUCUCUUCUUCCCUGUUAAAUUGCAACACCUGCCACAAAAUGAAUUGACCAACUGAAGUCAUUUCUAUUGUAUAAAGGCAGACAGGUGUGUCCACAGUUAAACAGGUAAAUGAUGAAAGCACAUGGGCAUUGGUGGGAGUAUCACCCCACCACAUACCAGGUGGAGGGCACCCUGGUUCUGGUCAUGCUCCCUCUCCAGGGUUCGUAACUGCUUUGGCCUCGUGAGCCCCAUUUCCAGACAUGCCGGGGAAGAUAAUCUCCGUGCCAGACAUGUCCUUGGGGUGACAGCAAACCCCUCAUCAUACUUUGGGUGUUACUCCCCCUCUCUCUGUCCCCCCACUCCAGCCUGUCACAGAGAGAAGCAGCCUCAUUGUGCAAACUUAACAUCUAUCAGAUAGCCUUCCUAAAAAAGACGUAUAUUUGCAGGAAUCUGGGCCAAACAACUAGUAGAAUAGAGCCAUCUAAAGUUAUUAAUGAUGAAUUCAGGGAAGCUGAUGGAUUUUCCUUGGCACUGUCAACAUGUAUGUCUCAGAACAAAUCAAAAAAUGAUUUUCCAUUUGAGAAAAAAACACAUGCGACCAUGACAUAAUUAUUAAAAAUCUUGGGCUUUACAUGCUCCUUCAACAAAUACCAUUAGUGCUUUAGGGAAACCAUAGGAAGAAGAGCUUUCCAUAUCCCCCAGGGACCUCAGUGUUUUUUGUUAUUUCCCCAAAGCAAGUACCCUGGGGGGGGGGGGGGUCAUCCGUGUGGGGACUUUCUUUACUGCCCAGGGACUAGUCCUAUUCUUCAGCAGCUAUUUUGUUCAUUAUUUGUAAGAGGUUCACACAACAGCGGAGCUAGUAUGCAAAUAGUUAUGGAUGUGAUACUAUGAAGUACU
This is a messenger RNA of Myotis brandtii (Brandt's bat), 5029 nucleotides long. RefSeq names its product collagen and calcium binding EGF domains 1 (gene CCBE1). The record is from RefSeq and is a predicted model, not a curated record. The transcript has 11 exons. Gene Ontology annotation, molecular function: calcium ion binding. The annotation marks the transcript as partial. Lineage: Eukaryota; Metazoa; Chordata; Mammalia; Chiroptera; Vespertilionidae.